GCGGGCCCGGCGGGUGGAGCGGGGCCUUCCCGGCCGUGCCUUCCUGCCCUCGGGCUCGGGGAGCAACGGAGAGCCGGCGUCUGGGGUUGUUCUUCCCCCCCAGGGUUGGGGGCCCGGGGCCCUGUGCCACCUGUUGGGACAUCAGCUGAAGAAGCCCCGCGAUAUCGAUGGCCCAGAGGCUGGUUCUCCAGCGGCUGCUGUCGCUCCCCACGCGGGGGCCCCUGGCAUCCCAUGGCAGGGCCUUUGGCACCUCAGCCGGCCGCAGGAGCACUUUCAACGUGCAGGAUGGCAGCGACUUCCAGGACCGGGUGGUGAACAGCCCCAAGCCCGUUGUGGUGGACUUCCACGCACAGUGGUGUGGUCCCUGCAAGAUCCUAGGCCCCAGGUUAGAGAAGCUGGUGGCCAAGCAGGAGGGGAAGGUGCUGAUGGCCAAGGUGGACAUUGACGAUCACACAGACCUUGCUAUCGAGUACGAGGUGUCAGCAGUGCCAACUGUGCUGGCUAUGAAGAACGGAGACGUUGUGGAUAAGUUUGUGGGCAUAAAGGACGAGGAUCAGCUGGAGGCAUUCCUCAAGAAACUCAUUGGAGCCUGAAGUAAAAGGGUGGCUGUACCACUGCCUCUGGA
Vidua macroura (Pin-tailed whydah) is the source of this 625-nucleotide messenger RNA. It is a transcript of the gene TXN2, whose product is annotated as thioredoxin 2. Gene Ontology annotation, molecular function: protein-disulfide reductase activity. The transcript is spliced from 4 exons. NCBI's taxonomy places the organism in Eukaryota, Metazoa, Chordata, Aves, Passeriformes, Viduidae. Gene Ontology annotation, biological process: cell redox homeostasis. Bases 168 to 593 code for a protein of 141 amino acids. The record is from RefSeq and is a predicted model, not a curated record. Gene Ontology annotation, cellular component: mitochondrion.